Nymphalis io (European peacock) is the source of this 2528-nucleotide messenger RNA. RefSeq names its product angiotensin-converting enzyme (gene Ance-3). The record is from RefSeq and is a predicted model, not a curated record. Gene Ontology annotation, cellular component: plasma membrane. Gene Ontology annotation, molecular function: peptidyl-dipeptidase activity; metallopeptidase activity. Lineage: Eukaryota; Metazoa; Arthropoda; Insecta; Lepidoptera; Nymphalidae. The coding region runs from base 94 to 2526 and encodes 810 amino acids. The transcript has 12 exons. Gene Ontology annotation, biological process: proteolysis.
ACGGUUAAACAGUUGUCGACGCGAGCGCAUUCAAGCACCACGCACCAUUGGUCGCUGUAGAUAACAACCUGAUAAACUUCGGGCCAGUCAACCAUGGCCUGUGCUCACAAAAGAAAUGUAAAAAUCUGGUUCCAUCUUACACUGGUCCCGUUCCUUUGCUUUGCGGAACCGCAAUUAGAUCUGCCUCCAUUACCCCAAGUGUCAACACAACGUAAUCCAUACGGUUUUGGGUUAUCCAGCACCCAAUCUGUAAAUCCACAAGGGAACCAGUAUGAUGUGAAUCGAAACUUUCAAUACAGUACAUCGAGACCUCCAAACUCCGCGACUCCUGGGGUAUACCCGGUUUCCUCCACUCCGUUUAGCCGGAUUAAUCCGGAUAUAAGCAACAACGGAUAUCCGAGCUUAGAUUACGGUAAUGGACGCACCCCGAGUUCUACGCUGCGUCCUUUUGAUGACAGAAAUCGUGAUGAUAGAAUCGAUACAACGAAUGACGCAAAUUUUCGGCGCAAUGAUCCUAAUCUAUCUCGUAAUGAUCCCAAUUAUGUGGGUACGAAUCCUUAUUCGUUCAAUAGAGAUUCUAAUACCAAUACCAUCGAUGAUAGAUUGAACUACGCAACUGUACAACAAGUAAGGGACUUUCUUCAUCGAGCUGACGACCAGGCUUCGAAGGAGUGUACCAAUAAUGUAGCAGCUCAGUGGAAUUUCGAAACUGACGUCAAUGACGCAACGCAACACGCAGCUCUUGAAGCGCAGCAACGGUACACAUUGUUCCAGCGAGGCUUGUGGGAAGCAGCGCAGCAUGUGCCUCGAGGUGCUAUCAGAGAUUUUGGCACAUUCAGGCAACUACGCCUUCUUUCCACCAUAGGCCCCGCUGCUUUGCCUCCAGAUCAGUUGGACAGGUACAAUCGAAUAAUCAACGAUAUGCUGGCUGUAUACAACUCAGCUGAAAUCUGCGCUUAUAACGAGCCAUUUAAAUGUGGCUUGCAUUUGCAACCAGAAUUGCAAUUCAUCAUGUCUCACUCUCGGGACUGGGAUGAGUUGCAGCACGUCUGGACGGAAUGGAGAAGAAACACGGGCAGGCGAAUUCGGGAUUUAUAUGAACAGCUAGUGGAUUUGACCAAUCAAGCCGCGAGAUUGAACAAUUUUACGGAUGCAUCAGCGUUUUGGAUGUUCCCGUAUGAAACACAAAAUAUGAGGCAAGAUGUUGAUGAAGUAUGGGAACAGGUUAAGCCAUUGUACGACUUACUCCAUGCAUACGUGCGUCGUCGUCUGCGUGAAUCGUAUGGCCCCGAACGUAUUUCACGAUCAGCUCCAAUCCCAGCGCACGUGCUUGGUGACAUGUGGGCUCAGAGCUGGUCUGGCAUCGUACCCAUCACUCUGCCAUAUCCUGGCAAGAAACUUGUGGAUGUUACUUCAGAAAUGGUGCAACAGGGUUACACACCUGUAACGACCUUCCAGCUAGCCGAGGAAUUCUUCGUUUCAAUGAAUAUGUCAGCGAUGCCUGAUGACUUUUGGGCGCUGAGUGUGCUUCAGCAGCCAGCGGAUAGACAUAUUCAUUGUCAGCCUUCCGCCUGGGACUUUUGUAAUGGACAUGACUUCCGCAUCAAGAUGUGCACGCACCCUGAUAUGAAGGAUUUGAUAACGGCUCACCAUGAGAUGGCGCACGUACAGUACUUCCUUGCCUACAGAAACCAGCCUAAGGUCUUCAGAGAUGGUGCUAAUCCAGGUUUUCAUGAAGCUAUUGGGGAGACCAUUGCUUUAUCGGUCUCAUCACCUCGACACCUCCAGACUCUGGGGUUGAUCCAGCGUUCUGUGGAUGACACAGCCCAUGACAUCAACUAUUUGUUCACCCAGGCUAUGGAUAAGUUGGCCUUUCUACCAUUUGCCUUGGUUAUGGACAAAUGGCGGUGGGACGUCUUUAGCGGGGAAGUCAGAAAGGAGCAAUACAACUGUCAAUGGUGGAGGCUCAGAGAGCAGUAUGAAGGGAUCAAACCGCCAGUGCUUCGUUCUGAACUUGAUUUUGAUCCCGGUUCGAAGUACCACAUUCCCGCCAACAUACCCUAUAUAAGAUACUUCGUGAGCACAAUUCUGCAGUUCCAAAUUCACAGAGCUCUCUGCUCAAGAACGGGCCAGUUCAUACCAGGGGACCCAUCUCGUCCGCUGCACAAAUGCGACAUCUACCGGAACCCCGAGGCUGGAAGGAUUUUGACGCGCAUCAUGGAGCGCGGUUCCUCUCUACCCUGGUCUCAAGUCCUCCAAGAGACGAUUGGUGAAGGCAAACUCAGCGGUGAAGCGCUCAGAGACUACUUCAGACCACUGGAGGAGUGGCUUCGUAGUGAAAACUUGAGGACUGGAGAAUAUUUGGGCUGGAGCUAUGAUGGAGACUAUUGCAAAUUCAGCAUCGAGACAGCUGGUCUGCAAGUGUAUGGAGGAUUCUACAAUGCAGCCAGUAGCAUUGGGAUCACCAGCUUCUUUACCUUGCUUCUGUCAUCAGCUCUGAUGGUCGUUGGAAUGCAUUGGCGAUAAAA